Molecule: messenger RNA, 798 nt
Organism: Wickerhamiella sorbophila
Lineage: Eukaryota; Fungi; Ascomycota; Dipodascomycetes; Dipodascales; Trichomonascaceae
Exons: 1
Coding region: 1-798 (265 amino acids)
Source: RefSeq, a predicted model, not a curated record
AUGCGAGUUCCCGGCCCUGUCAAGGCAGUAUUUGACCAGUUCCCGCUGAAAGAGUACCCUGAAAUUUCCAAUCAUUCUGCAGCAAACGAGCGGGACGUCCGAUUAUUUGUUUAUAAUGUGGGGCCUGAUCACAUUGCCAUGGAUCCAAAUGGGCUGGCUGUGCAAACAUUGAUGAAAGUGCUGGGCAAAGACGUCGAAGUGGCGCUGGGGUCGCCGUAUAUGACGAAAAAUGAGAAGCUGCCCUUGUUAGUCUUGAGCGGCGGGAAACGAGACGGUUCGGGAGUCUACAGUGGGCUUGACGAAAUACUUGGGUUUUUGGUGGGAGAGGAGGAAAAACUGGAUGGAGAAAUGGAACUAUUCAAAGUAAUGCUUGAUAAAUGGCUCAAUGAGGCAUGGCUAGCUACUAUUUUGAGCGAGGACUAUGAAAAGCAGUGUCUGACGGUAUACUCGUCCGAUCGAGAUCGGUCGCAGCCUUGGCCAGCAAAUCGAAUAAUAACAAACCAACUACUUGAUCAUUUGGGUGCCCAGGGUAGGCACAGGGUCGUAAGGCAUUUCAAUUCACAUACGACGUCUAUGGCUCUGCACUCGCUAGCCACCAAGCUUGGCGAUGCUAAGUUUUUCAGCGUGGGUCAACUUGCUUGUGGAGGCAACCUGGGCCUUUUGGACAUUCUCGUCUACUCUUACAUUUGGUCGAUUUUCAAGCACAUUCCUAACAGUGCCCUGGCAUCUCUGGUUCCUCUUUCUUUGUCGGAGCACGCACGAAGAGUCCACCAGUACGUAUAUAACUCCAGCGAGUAG